Molecule: messenger RNA, 1804 nt
Organism: Thrips palmi
Lineage: Eukaryota; Metazoa; Arthropoda; Insecta; Thysanoptera; Thripidae
Product: SET domain-containing protein SmydA-8-like
Exons: 8
Coding region: 113-1753 (546 amino acids)
Molecular function (GO): protein binding
Source: RefSeq, a predicted model, not a curated record
GGCCCGGCGACGCGACGCGACACGGGGAUGCGAGCUGCGAGACGCGAGGGCUUAGUGUCCGCGUCGUCGCGGCUUCAGUGGAGUGGCUGCCCCGCCACACCUUGGAGGCAGCAUGGACCCCUUCGGGUCCGAGGAUGGCCCGUGUGCCGUGUGCGGGGCGCCGGCCAGGGCCUGCGCCGGCUGCUACGCCGUCUACUACUGCGGCAAGGACCACCAGCUGGCCCACUGGCAGAGCGGCCACAAAGACACCUGUGCGACGUACAAGAUCUCAAAGGAUCCCGUCCUGGGCAGGUACCUCGAAGCGACACAGGACAUACAAGCUGGAGCAUUUAUUAUGAAAUCGAAACCUCUUGUUCAUGGUCCACAGAUGAGCUCAGAGCCUGUUUGCUUGGGAUGCUGCCGGCGCCUAGAAGGAGAACCAGAUGACUGGUACGAGUGCACCAAAUGUGGUUGGCCACUGUGUUCUGUCAAAUGUCAGGAAUCGCAGCAACACAGGCCAGAAUGUACAGCAAUGGGGAAGGUCAAUUUUUUUAUGGGUAAAGACUGUGGCAAAGUUACUAUUCUUGGAGGUUUGGAGGAAAUAAAUCAAUGGUCAUGGUAUGGAUCCAUAGUUCCAAUUAGAGCCCUGUUAUUGCCCCCCAAGGAAUAUAAGAAGAUGAUGGCUCUUCAAACUCAUAUACAAGAACAUCGCAGGAACCCAGAAUUUAAUUUUAAAGUCCGAUCUGUGACUAGUUUUAUUUUUAAUACACUUAAAUUACGUGAUUUUAAAGAGGAAGAUGUUGCGACUGUUCUUGCUAUAUUUGAUACCAAUGCAUUUGAAGUUUCUCGGCCAGAUCUAAACCAAAUGGGAAGGGCACUGUACUACAUGGGAUCAAUGAUGGCUCACUCCUGUAAACCAAAUGCCCGCCUCUGCCAUGUGGGGGAGGAAUUUGAGAUGGCUUUAAUGGCAGAAGAGUGUAUCCCUCGAGGAGCCAGCAUAAAUAUUACGUACAUGGACCGCUUGAACGGCACAUUAAAACGCCUGACACAUCUAAAAACCACAAAGUAUUUUGAUUGUUGUUGUAUGCGUUGUAGUGACCCAACUGAUUUAGGAUUGUACCUGGAUUCUUUGAGGUGUACCGAAUGCAGAGCUGCUGGUAAAAAAAGUCUUCUAGAGUCGACAAGUCCAACUAAAUUGACAGCUGAAUGGCGCUGUCAGAAUUCAGAAUGUGGCCAAAGAGUAUCGGCAGCAGACAUGUUACGUCUCCAUAAGGAGUUGAGAACAGCUAAAACAAAUUUGGAUGACAGUACUAAAUUUUCAGAUUACAAGGACUUUUUAGACAAACACCUUGGACCAGGAGGUCUCCUCCAUCCAACAUCUACCUACAUUCUUCAGAUAAAAAUUUCAUUAAUUUUCAAUAUUUUAGGGCACUCUUCAGGCUACUUCCUUAAAGAGCUCAGCGAAGACUUGUUACAUUACAAGCUACAACUUUGUCAAGAAAUGCUGGAAAUUGCGAAGAUUCUUCAUCCUGGGUACUCUCGUACUCGAGCGUUUUUACUAAUGGACUUACAAGAAACCUUAAUGGAGCAGAUAAAGAGAAACUUGAAGGAUAAAAUUAUUACUUUUGAGGAAGCUCAGGAUUCAGUCAAGAAAGUAAAGACAAUACUCGAUGAGGCAGCUUCCAUCCUGCGCGAACCAGCAAGAAAAGCUGAUGUUGAAGGAAAGCUUCAAAAUUUUCAACGAAAGUGUAAGCACUUAGGUAUAAAUUUGUAGUCAAUGAAUCUGUGAAGGGGAAUGAAAUAUAAUAACAUCCUUUUUCUUGUU